ACGUCAUCGUAACCAACAGGAAUGGGAAGUGCAGCGAGCGCUGGUGAGUUUCUCUCUAAACCAAUAAAAUCACUGAAUUCAGUUGUGUCAAUUUUAACAGGGAAGAAGGAAACUGCGCUAGUAGAGAUGCACUGCAAGUAGUUUGAUGCUUGUCAAUUUAGAGAAGUAUCGGUCGAGGUUUGCUCCGUAAUCGCCGCAUUCUCAGCUAAAGUUAAUAAUUGGAAAUGGCUGGAAGUAAGUGUUGUUUUUUAAAAGUAUUCGUCUGCCUACUAACCACGAACAUGUUUGCUGGCUGCAUGCUUGUCAUUUUGUCAAAACAGCAACGAAUAUGAUGGGAUGUUUUAGGUAAUGGUAGUGUCUGUGUGGUGUUUGAUAUUAAAGAAACUUGUGUCAUUUAUAGUUAGCUAGUUAUUUUGGUGGGUAACCUAGGCCCAAAUAAUUUGUAUAGAGCAUGAAUAGUUUGCUAGCUAGCUAACUUACCUUGUACAGGUGCAAAUUCGUCUAAGUUAGCUAGCUUGGCUAGCCAAACGUGCCCCGUAUUAUUCGUGGUCACAGCACGGCUAGAUAUGUUGAGCCCUUUAAAUACGGGAUUGGGCUGAGGAUUUUGCUAAUAACAUUAUAGUGGAUGGUGUGUUGUGACUAUUUGUGUCUACAAAGUGGAGAAUGCUUUUCUGAGGGAGGUGCAAGUGCACAGUCUGUCAAUUGUAGCUAGCUAGCUAAUAUUACAUUGACCGUUUAUCUCUCUCCCUGCUCUUGUUGUGGGUCCCCUCUCUCCCUGACCCAAGAGAGACCUGCCAGUGGUGCCAUUGCACAACAAGGACCUGGUAUGAUUACUGUCGCUUACAGACAUAGUGAUGUAACUGUCUCGUCUUGCUUAUAGAAUCUUGUAGAUUUGGUGUAUUUCUAAGUGGGCUUAUUUUGUCUAUUCCACUUACAUAUAAUGUGACAGAAUAUCGACAUAUAGCAAUGUAUCUCGAUUUAGAAGAGGUGCUAAACAAGGACUUAGGUCUACACCAUUUCCGUGUAGGUAAGAUAAGAGUAAUAAUGUUUUUGAAGGUGGCACACAAUGUCUUGAUGAUUUCUUAUCAGCCAUAUGAGAAGAAAGGGUAGGCUUAUUCUUUACCAAAUUUGUAUAAUGCAGUACCGAACAAAUGGUGUCAUAUCUUUACCAUAUGAUUUGUGUUUAUGGUGGUUUUAUAGACUAUCUAGGCUGUGUUUAAGUGUCCUUUUAAAAUAAAGUGAUAUUUGUCUAGAAAACAUUUAGUGCUAAAACUGUUCUCCUGAAGGAAAAAAAAGACAAUUGCUGAAAGUAGAUCAACAUUUUCCAAAUAUCUGUUCCCCUAUGUCCAAUCUCACUGCCCAUAGAACACAAGGAGGUACAACUAAGAAUGUUUCAAUCUAUUGUUCUCUUUCACUUAUUGGUGCCUGCCACCUCUGUUUAUCCCAAGGCAUCGCUGUUUCUCUGAAUGUCUAGAAAGUUAAUUGUUUGAAAGCAGUGUUUAACUUGUUUUGUGUUUGAAAAGUGGUUGUGGCUGUUUGUACUCCAUUGGUAUGAAUCAUUGUGUCAGUCAGGGCCCAGAGCAGUGCUCUAGUCUAUUUGCAUAAUAGUGUUGAUAUUCUAAAAAUAGUUUUUACUUUAAGUCACUCAUUCAGUAGGCCUAUGCUAUUAAACUAGACUACAGGGGACUACACUGUAUUGUUCUUGUGUGAAUGUGUGCGUGUUCCUCCUACAAGUGUUAUCAUAAAUGUUAGGUCAAUCAAUCAUGUUCUUGAUAAUAACUUGUUUUUGACAUUUACCUUUGCCUAGGACAAAUGAGCUCCAUUCCCCUCUCUCGGUCCGAGGUGUUCGGGGAGCUGCGGAAGGAGCUUCAUGAGGAUGAGGAGUUCCGUCAGUCCGACGCUCACAUCUUCAUCAUCAUGGGAGCAUCGGUGAGGGAGGGAAGAUGGGAGAAGGGGGAGAAUGAGAGGCUACUUUGAUUAUUGAUGAAUGACCCUACACGUUUUAGACCGAUUAUCAGAAUAAGACCCUCAAUAUUUAUUGAAAAGGAGUAUCAAGCUCAUCAACUUGCACUUUCACCACCCUGCGAAGUUCAUCAUAACUUAUUUCAUCAGUAGCCUAAUAAACUGCAUGCUUUCCCGAUGAGUCUGUAGUGGGAGGACCACACAACAUGUCAUCGCGUGACUCCAAGUCUACUUCGAUAUGAUGGUUAUUAUAUCAAUGUUUGCGUAUAAAAGUGUUUCCACCAACAUUUCUCACAUAAUUCAUUUUACCGACACAAAAAGAUCCCACCUUGUCUAGCGUAUUUUGUUUUGUUGACAUUUGGAAAGUUUACCGAAAAAUGUUCUGUUUCCAUCAGGCUUGUCAUGACAUUUUUGUACUUUACUCGCAUAGAAAGGUAGGGUUGAAACCUGGUUAUUGAGGAAGGCACUGGAUUAGCCUAGCUAUAAAUGUAGGCUACCAAACUGCAGAAUCAUUGUUAUUUUUCAUACAGUUGUUAUACCUAUUUUAUAAACACUUGAUAAUAGAUUUUAGGUGGACAGAGAAGGGAACACAUGUUGUGAGAAAGGUAUGUUGUAAACUUAAAACAGAGAAGAGAGUGGUUGCACAUGACCAGUUUGAGGAAAUGUCAUUGAGAGGCCUUACACAGAGCUUGUGUAACUAAGCAGCCCCAGAAUCACUUGAGCUUUCUGUAGUCUGGUCUUGAUAUAGAGAACAUAUCAAGGUUCCUGAUUGUUGGUUAUGGUUUGGACACAGGCUGUUUGUUAGCCAAUAAUGGUCAGCGCAGACCGUUUGUUAGGCAAUCAUUUGGGCACGGACAGUUUGUUGGCCAAUCAUGGUGUAUGAACUGAACACUUGAUAAUAGAUUUUAGGUGGACAGAGAAGGGAACACUACUAGGAUGAUCAAUCCAGUGACUCAGUCCAGUCACUCUGAAGUUGCAUUUUCUUAUAGUAUUUUCUUCUCUAGAAAUGACACCCUCCUCUCUAGGCCUACAAUGUUUGUUUCCUGUUUCCUUGUUCUCCACUGGCUUGUAAGACCUGCCCAGUUAGUUGAUAAAGUGUGGGAGAAUAGCUCUGAUAUAUAAUUAUUCCGCCCACUUCUCUUCCAUCUACUUUCUCCUGCUCUAUUUACUUUUGGUUGAAAGGAGUGGCGCGAGAGCUGAAUAGUGCAAUGUCACUGUCUGUCAGCAGUUUCCUGCCAUAGCAAUAAAGAGGCAAGUCUGGAAUCAGGAUGGGGGAAGGGUAAUGGUAAGGCAGAGCCGUGGUUUUUGGGAAAAGUGAUUGUACUACAACAUAGGCUAUGCAUAGGCUACUGUAAAAUAUGCUUUGUUUGCAACGCUGCAGUAUGUCCUUGUCACUCCACAAGCACAAACCAAUCACCAGCUGGUGUUGCACGCACACAAAAACACACCGCAGGCAGGCACACACACACACACACCACCUCAUUCAACUUGGCCUCAUUACAGUCGCUGUGCCAAUGGAAGGGUUAGUACAUAUUGCACGCUUACCUUGGUACAAGGCACCAUACAGGCUUGCUGGAUGGGACUGUACUUAGCCUAACAGUAAUGUAAGAUUGUAGGCCAAAUAUUUGUCUGUUGAUACAUGACACAGGCACAAUUAUUGAAGGUAAUCUCUAUUUUCACUUCACUGAAGGCAUGAAAGAACAGCCUAGUUUUUCUCUCCAUGACUAUCUAAUAAGGCUUAUGUUUCAUCACGUGACUCCAAGUUUACUUCGAUAUGAUAGUUAUUAUAUCAAUAUUUUGCCCAUAAAGGUGUUUCCACCGCCAUUUCUUGCAUCAUUAACAAAGAAAGAUCCCACCAUGUCGAAUGAGAAAAAUUAUCUGUCUGCAUUUCUAAAAUUGUACGGAAACUUCCUCUUUCCAUCACAGCUGUCGUGAUAUUUUUCUAUACGGUAUGACUUAACUUGCAUAAAAACUGUGGCUGAAAAUGUUGUUAUUGAGAUGGUGUGUGUGAGAGUCUCCUUUUGUGAAAGGGAGAGAUGGGGAAAAUAGUGGGAUCUGUGUUCAUGCCUCUAUUCAUCAUUAACGAAAGAAUGAAGAGAGAGAUGUGCUUGUCGAGUCACCCUACAUUUGCAUUUUUCUCUCAGCUGAGGCGGGACAGUAGGCCAGCAUUUCAUAGCACAUCAGUUUAAAGGUGUAACUCAAUGAGUCAUUAAAGGCCCACUCAGCAAUGAUUCAGUAUUACAGAGCAAACCAACACAACUCACUGGAACAGGACACAGAUAAGCUCAAUAGUCAAUAAGGCCAUUCAAAUGAAUUAUUAUUUGAAUCAUUUCCUCAAGUGUGGUUCUCUGUAGCUCAAUUGGUAGAGCAUGGCGCUUGUAACGCCAGGGUAGUGGGUUCGAUCCCCAGGGACCACCCAUAUGUAAAAAUUUAUGCACACAUGACUGUAAGUCGCUUUGGAUAAAAGCGUCUGCUAAAUGGCAUAUUAUAUUAUAAGUGACAAACAUCAGAUGACCCAGCAUUCGCCAAAUAAUAUCACUGAGUGCUGCUGAAACUAGUGAGGAAUGCUUUGUUCGAUGUUUUUGUGUUCCUCAGUUAUUGUGCCUGUAAAGAUGUUUAACAGUGUAGCUCUGUCAUACUUCUAUCGUUUUUUGUAUAAUUAUCUGUGAUAUUUAAUCUCUGAUUUAGUCUAUACCAGCUUUCCUAAGGGUUAUUGCCCUCAGAAUAUACUUUGGCUUAGUACUCUGCCAGUUUCUUCCGGCUCUGUUGCUGCUGCUUCCUCUCUGUAGUUAGCAGUGCUCCCAGUUGGAAUACUGGUAUUGUGUAAAUCCUAAAUAGGCCGCUACAGCCUACUACUAACUGUCAACACUGCAACCAGCAGCGUUGUCAAGGAAGGAACCCUUAUUUAUAGCCUUGUUUACUGUAAUAGUAAUCGCCACACUGACAGACCUGAAUGAACUGUCUUGUAGUGCCACUAGGCUAUAUAGACUAUAGCACGUGGGCCUUUUUGUUUCAACUAACAUUUUAGAGGUGACUAAUCUGGUCUUGUGUUUACAAUGUUCCUAUAAUUCUCUUUAGGGGGAUCUAGCCAAAAAGAAAAUCUACCCGACUCUAUGGUGAGUAUAUGGAUCCCCUUUUAGUAUAUCACAGGGCAGUUGUUUGCACUGGAUUUAUGCAGUCCCCACCCCACACACACUUUUCCUAUUUGAGGUGUCAUGUAAUAAGUCUUGUCUAAUUAUGAGACUCCUUUCUCUAUUGUUCUCCCCCGUCUCACAGGUGGUUGUUUAGAGAUGGGCUACUUCCUGAACAGACUCACUUUGUGGGCUUUGCCCGCUCUGACUUGACGGUGGAUGCCAUCAAAACUGCCUGCAUGCCCUAUCUGAAGGUAAGACAUUCCCAUUAACACAUCAUCUAGCAUUACACAAUGACCCACAUUUGACUCACAGUUAAUGCAUGUGUUUGUGCAUGUGCUAAAACCAAUGACAUCAUAUGACAACAUUACUAUCUCUCUGUGGUCCCAGGUGGCAGACUCUGAGGCGGAGCGGUUGUCUGUGUUCUUCAGCCGUAACUCUUAUGUCAGUGGGAAGUAUGCGGAUGAGAGUACCUUCUCCAACCUCCACACCCACCUGUUGUCCCUGCCUGGUGGGGGCGAGGCUAACCGCCUCUUCUACCUUGCCCUGCCGCCCAGCAUCUACCACAAUGUCACCAAGAACAUUAAGCACCACUGCAUGAGCACCAAGUCAGUGAACCUGUUAUGGCUACUGUAGUUCUGACUGUCUUGCUGUUUAGUUUCCGACACCCUCUCCUCUUAAUCCUCCUCUGGUAUUGGUAGGGACUGGAACAGGCCUGGUCAUAUUUAAUCCACUUGCUGUAUAUGUAAUUGGUAUUGUCUGGGGAGGGUUGGUCAUUAGAUGAACGUUCCCCUCUUCCGCUGUUAAAUAACCAAACCAUGCUUAUCUGUGUGUGUUUAGUAGGGGCUGGAACAGGGUGAUUGUGGAGAAGCCGUUUGGUCGUGACCUGCAGAGCUCUGAGGAGCUGUCCACCCACCUCUCCUCCCUGUUCACUGAGGAUCAGAUCUACCGCAUAGACCACUACCUGGGCAAGGAGAUGGUGCAGAACCUAAUGGUCCUCAGGUACAGAGAUGUUAAAACCUAUGGUCCUCAGGUACAGAGAUGAUGUUAAAACCUCAUGGUCCUCAGGUACAGAGAUGAUGUUAAAACCUCAUGGUCCUCAGGUACAGAGAUGAUGUUAAAACCUCAUGGUCCUCAGGUACAGAGAUGAUGUUAAAACCUCAUGGUCCUUAGGUACAGAGAUGAUGUUAAAACCUCAUGGUCCUCAGGUACAGAGAUGAUGUUAAAACCUCAUGGUCCUCAGGUACAGAGAUGAUGUUAAAACCUCAUGGUCCUCAGGUACAGAGAUGAUGUUAACCUCAUGGUCCUUAGGUACAGAGAUGAUGUUAAAACCUCAUGGUCCUCAGGUACAGAGAUGAUGUUAAAACCUCAUGGUCCUCAGGUACAGAGAUGAUGUUAAAACCUCAUGGUCCUCAGGUACAGGACAAAUACAGUCUACACUCUUUUUCUGUCUUCUCUCUCUCUCAUUACUUAAAAUGAGAAAGAAGAACAUGAAUAAACCUUGUCACAGACAUUUGUCUCUCAGCUAUGUCUGUGUCAAUAAGGCGGAAGUUUAACAGUGGUAAAUGUUCCAGGUUUGGGAACCGGAUCUUUGGGCCCAUCUGGAACAGGGACAGCAUAGCAUGUGUGGUCCUCACCUUCAAAGAACCCUUCGGCACCCAGGGCCGAGGCGGCUACUUUGACGACUUUGGCAUCAUCCGGUGAGGGGAACUGGCUUAGUGCUCAAUGAAAUCAUACCUCAAUGAAGGCAUUUAUUCUUGCUAUGUUCUACUAGUCUGUCUGUAACUUCUCACCACCAAUUCCGUAUUGUCUUUAGUGAUGUCAUGCAGAACCACUUGCUCCAGAUGCUCUCUCUGGUUGCCAUGGAGAAGCCGGCCUCCACCAGCUCUGAUGAUGUCAGGGAUGAAAAGGUACAGUAACAUGGGCACAACCUGGCUAAAGCCCAAAACACGUCUUUACUUGACUUCACCAUUGGCUCCUCCAGAAAACGUCUGAUGUCAUCUUUAUUAGUUAAAAACCCCCAACAGAAUAAACAAUUAGUGUUCAAACCUAUCACUGCUUACUUACUCCCCCUGCAGGUGAAGGUGCUGAAGUGCAUCGCCCCCAUUACCAUGUCAGAUGUGGUGUUGGGGCAGUACGUGGGCGACCCAGAGGGAGAGGGGGACGCCAAGCUGGGUUACCUUGAUGACCCCACUGUCCCCAAAGGCUCCACCCAGGCCACCUUCGCCACAGCUGUGCUCUACGUGCACAAUGAGCGCUGGGAUGGUGCGAACCUCUGCUUUCUCUCUCCAUCACAUGGUGUUGCUUGUUGUGCUUUCACUGUCUGGUCAAACCAGCUCACUCCUCAGUGAUAACUCUUAAAGGCCCAGUGCUGUCAAAAAUGUGAUUUUUCUGUGUUUUAUAUAUAUUUCCACACUGAGGUAAAAAAAAAACGGUGAAAUUGUGAAAGUUAUGAGAAUGCCCUUUUAGUGUAAGAGCUGUUUGAAAAGACAGCCUGAAAUUUCAGCCUGUUUUGGUGGGAGUGAGUUUUGGCCUUUCCAUGGUCACAUCACCAUGUGGUAAAUUAGUUCCAAAACUCUCUGCAAAUAACAGCACAUUUUCAGUUUUCCCCUCCCAACUCAAACCACUCUGACAGUCCUAGCAAAAUUCUUGCUUGAGAAAUUGCUAUUUUCUAAGAAGCACUUUUUUCUUUUUGACCAUUGUUUUCAAUUAAAAUCACAAUAAGGUACUUAAUUGUUACCCAUAAAUGAUUUGAUAUUGAGAUAAAAACGGUAGCAUUGGAUGCUUAAAUAGCUCUCUUUGUUCAUCCAAAGGUGUUCCCUUCAUCCUGCGUUGCGGCAAAGCCCUGAACGAGAGGAAAGCGGAGGUGCGGUUGCAGUUCACCGAUGUCCCGGGAGACAUCUUUGGAGCGCAGUGUCGUAGGAAUGAGCUGGUGGUGCGCGUGCAGCCCAACGAGGCCGUCUACGCCAAGAUGAUGAGCAAGAAACCAGGAGUGUACUUCCACCCCGAGGAGACGGAGCUGGACCUCACCUACAAGAGCAGAUACAAGGUGAGAUACUGAAUGAACACACACCCAAUCAUUCAUAGAAAACAGACACCCAUACACACUACCUCGCCAUACUCACAUUUUUGCUCCAAUUUCACUGUAAUCUUCUCUCCUCAGGAUGUGAAGUUGCCAGACGCCUACGAGCGUCUCAUCCUAGAUGUCUUCUGUGGCAGCCAGAUGCACUUUGUCAGAAGGUCAGUCUUUCUGUCUCAGACGUUGCCUUAAUGUUGGUGUUAUGCAAAUAAGACCAUGAACAUGCAUUAGUGUUGGGCAGUAUCCAGACUUUCAAUCUACUAUCGGCAUUUCGAAAUACCCCGGUACACGGUAUAUCGCCCAAGCCUCACAUGCAUUAUAAUUCUGUCCACUAGAUGGUGCCAUAGGGUUGCUUCCCCCAUUGGCUGCAUUACUGUGUGUGGGACUCUCCCUUGCAUUAUGUCUUCUCUUUUCACUCAGUGAUGAGCUGAGGGAAGCCUGGAGGAUCUUUACGCCUCUCCUUCAUCAGAUAGAGAACGAGAAGACUCCCCCCACACCCUACAAAUAUGGAAGGUAAGAUUUACCAUUAACAGUUUAACAACUAUCUCAAGUCAAUAGUCACAUUAUGCGAUAGUGUUAUUUUGUGAUGGAUUUGUUCCUUUCCUUCUUCCUAGCCGGGGUCCAAUGGAAGCAGACGAGCUCUCAAAGAGGGUCGGUUUCCGUUAUGAAGGAACAUACAAAUGGGUCAACCCCCACCGACUGUGAGAGAGGAUGACAAGAGGGAGGAGGAGAGGAAGAACAGGGAUGGGUAGAGGAAGGGGGAAGUGUGGGGUAAAUGAGCAGUGUC
Messenger RNA from Coregonus sp. 'balchen', 8959 nucleotides. The record is from the annotation of a GenBank genome assembly. NCBI's taxonomy places the organism in Eukaryota, Metazoa, Chordata, Actinopteri, Salmoniformes, Salmonidae.